GACUUAAAAAAUUACAUAAAAACAAAUUGGUUGGUUCUUUAUCUUCCUGGCCCUUUUAAUGAAUUAUUAAUGCAAAGCAAAUUAGGUUCUUGCUACAAACUAAAAAGGCUAUGACAGGCUAUUGCUAUUUGGACGUAGAAUUGAAAUUACGCGACGAAGAAAAAGCAGUAGUGACGCCUGCUUACUUUCUAGGGAGCAUAGAAGAUUCAUUACAGAGUUUAUUCGGCGAAAUUGGUGGGCAAACUGAUUUGGAGCUGGUAAAGUUCGACAACACACAAAAACGUGCAAUUCUCAGAGUUCAGAAAGAAUUCCUUCCCCGCACGCGUGCAGCCAUUACGCUUAUUGGGCAUUUUCAAGACAUUCCUUGUCAUUUCAUGUUGAGAAACAUAUCUGAGAAAAACUAAAAUUUUAAGUCUCUUACACACAUGCACUUUAGUCAAGAUGUCGUACUGUAAGUCAUUUGGCAAAGACAAAGUUUGUUUCGUUACAAAAGAAGAUCAUGCAAUACCAAGCACUGUUGAAUUGCCGCCACCAGAGCCUGCACAGGGUCUUAUAACAAGUGAUGGUGAAAUAAAUUGGAGUUGCCCAUGCUUGGGUGGUAUGGCAACUGGUCCAUGUGGUGUGGAAUUUCGGGAUGCGUUCUCAUGCUUCCACUAUAGCAAAGCAGAUCCGAAAGGCUCUGAUUGCUUUGAAGCUUUUCGAGCAAUGCAGGAUUGUUUUGUUCAAUAUCCUACAGUAUACAACAAAUCAGCCGGAAAUGAUGAUGAAGAUGAACCUGGGUUGAACAUCGCCAACUUGGAAGAUGCUGCUCCGCAGGAAACAUCGAGCGCUUCUCCCACUGCCGUAGGAGUUGAAGUACACCAAACCUUAGCAAAAAAAGAAGAUUGAAGAAUAUUAAAAA
Messenger RNA from Rhagoletis pomonella (apple maggot), 901 nucleotides. RefSeq lists its product as uncharacterized. Gene Ontology annotation, cellular component: ribonuclease P complex. The record is from RefSeq and is a predicted model, not a curated record. Bases 111 to 404 code for a protein of 97 amino acids. The transcript has 2 exons. Gene Ontology annotation, biological process: tRNA 5'-leader removal. Lineage: Eukaryota; Metazoa; Arthropoda; Insecta; Diptera; Tephritidae.